Megalobrama amblycephala (Wuchang bream) is the source of this 1514-nucleotide messenger RNA. Its product is annotated as zinc finger and SCAN domain-containing protein 2. Gene Ontology annotation, cellular component: nucleus. The transcript has 3 exons. Bases 251 to 1468 code for a protein of 405 amino acids. NCBI's taxonomy places the organism in Eukaryota, Metazoa, Chordata, Actinopteri, Cypriniformes, Xenocyprididae. The record is from RefSeq and is a predicted model, not a curated record.
AGAGUCCACAUGUGACUUUUAUUUUGACAAAACAUCUGCGCGAAGCCCCCCGGAAACGACAUCAGCCUCCACUAGCAACAUUCUCAAAGCGUUUACUUUAGAUCGUUUCAGACAGAAAAUCAAAACAACACCGGACAGUCUCACUUUACGGACAACAAAGACAGCUGUCACCGUAACCUAAAGUUGUACUGCAACGCACACACUUGUCCGCGGGACCUACAGGCGGCCCAAACGCAGAGGAGCGAGAAGGAUGGCGAAUUACCGGGCGUUUCACACCCAGCUCGCGACCAUCAUGGAGACACUGACUCGUGCGGCGGUGGCAGAAAUCUGCGAGCUUGUGGACGAUGGCUACGCCGUUUUACACAUCGAGAUCUCACGCCAUCAGAAGGAGAACGAGGAGCUCCGACGGAAACUGCAGCUUAUAGAGUCUAUAGUUGCGGCGCGGGGGUUCAGCGACGAAACGACGGUGGCGCGAGACGGUCGGUGUGACAGUAGUGCUCGCGAGUCACUAGUGGGCAGAAAAACGUCCGGAGGCGGAGAGUCCACCAGCCGGGGUGCAGUGGCAGAGGUGCGCGAGUUUCGCGAUGAAGGAGAUUUGAUCCAGAUGCAAAUCAAAGAGGAGGGUCUCGAGCAGCCGCCGCUGGGAGAUGAGGAUGAAGAUGAGGACGAAGGUGAAAGUGUCUCUGCCGUAGCUCACGACUCUCCUAAACUAGAUGUUGCUGAGCUCUCGGGACAGGACUCUCACACACUCUCACACUCCCCUGACCAUGACACACACUCUCAUACGCUCACAUUUGCAGACACACACUCUGGCGCUGACGAGUCCCAGCACUCCAGCGUCGAUUUGUCUGCUUCGGAUAACGCUUCCUUCUCCCUUGCUCAAUCCGUGUCGGAUACUCGCACUUCCCAUCUCCAUCGAGUGUUUCAGGAAGACUUGUGCGCGAAGAAUGACCUGGACCCGGUAUCCGAUUGGGCCGCACACUCUGUCCGUAAUACACUCGCACACUUGCAGACCUCACCACAGAGGAUUGGUGGGUCAGACUCUUUUGUAUCACAUAAUUCUCCCUUGUUUGCGGCACAGCGUCUCGUUGCUCUGGGUAACGUCUCAGGACUGGGUCUUUAUGGGCGGCUGGGCGCUCUACGGGGAGGCGGAGCCAGCAAGCGACACUUCAUCUGCUCAAUCUGUGGGAAGAGUUUCACCACAUCGCAGAGUUUGGACACGCACAUGCGCAUUCACACUGGAGAACGCCCGUAUCGCUGUGAGCAGUGCGGGAAGCGUUUCACACAGUCUGGACACCUUACGGCUCACCAGACUGUCCACACCGGAGAGAGACCGUACGAGUGCACCCGCUGUGGAAAACGAUUUGCAGGAAAACAGUACCUGCGCAUACACACCAAGAAACACCACCCUGACUUACACGCACUCUCUCAAAUACCGACUAACACACAGCAGGACACAUUGCCCUGAAAGAUACAUACGCUCACAACAGAGAAUGCAGGACAUCAUUUUUGUA